ACUUUAGCCAUCUGUUGAAAUUACUGAACAUAAACUUUCGCCCCAUUUCAGAAUAAACUUCUCUGUGCCCUGGAAAUUUGAGGAUGGAGGGCAGUGAGGGUCAAAGCUCUGCACGCAAAGGAUCUGGUGAUGGAGCGUUGAGCGCUAUGAAUUUAUAUGCCACUCUGGGGCUCUCUCCAGAAGAUGUGGAUGCUCUGGCCAAGAUUCCAGAGAACGAGAUCAGUGUGGAGACACUGCCUUAUCUGAUAAUGCAACUGAAGGCCAAGCGAGCCAAGCGAGAGGAGCAGGGAGAGCCCUCCCCGAAGAGAGACGGGCAGGAAGAGGAUGCAGAUGUUAAAGACUGCAGCAAACAGGACAGUCCCCCUGCAGUCCGUCGCCGGUCAAGCAGCCAUAGUGACACUGACAAUAGGAAAGUGGAGGUGCAACCAGAGCGGGCCGAGGCAAGGAGAGAUUCCCAUCACACUAGGCCCUCGACGGAAAAAACAUCAGACAGCCAACCUUCUUCCUAUCAAGUGGAAGAUUUUCAAGGAGUUGUGCCCAAUAUUUACCCACACACAUGCUCUCUAUGCUUCUGCAUGUUGAAUUCUACUAAGGUAAUCUUUGUUAUAUUUCAAUACUCUUGCUGUUGGAGUGUGUAUCUACAAGUAUAUCCUGUUAAUCAGAAUACUCAACCUUUCAUAAUGACAUUCAUUUUUGCUUAAUAUGAGUUUGCUUUUUUCACAGCAAUGGAAGGAUCAUCUCAAUGGAUUACGCCAUGCAGAGGGCUGUCGAGAACUCUUGCAUCUGUAAGUGUUUCUAUGCAAAGUAAAACAUUUAGAAAAUGAACUGAUGCAGGUCACAAAAUCAAUCAGCAGAGGUAUUUCCUAUUACCUGGUUUUAUUCAUAUUUGUUUAUUUUAAUCUUUUAUUUUUGUAAAUUUUGUAUAAUUUUUUUUUUUACUUUUUUUUUUUACAGAUAUCCAGAUUGGGAAAAACAAGAUGUCAAGGGGAAGAAAAUGUGAGGGUCAUGAAAUAAAGCUUUAUGUUUAAAACAAGCAUGUCAUGAUGUAAAACAAUUAGCCGUUCCUCUUCUUACUUAGCACUGUUUAUCUUCCAGACCAAUUUCCAUCCCAAGUAGAGAUGCUAAUUCACCGCCCAGAAGAGUGCCACGUCCUGCUAUGCCUUACAAGCGACAACAUAGCUCAGACCGCGUAGGAGGUGAUAACCUCACGUCCCGUCAUAAUGUCAAGUUUGAUCCAGACCAAAUAAGGCCCAGUGGCAAACAACUUGAAAAUUAAAUCUCAUUUCAUGUUCUCAUCUUUAGGUGAAGUCUGGUCUGCACCAGAAAGACACCAUUUGAAGCCCAAGGUAAUGCCCCAUUUGUGUCAUUGUGUUGUCUUAUAAAUAGAGCAUUUUUCAUUCACUUCUUAUGAUGGAGUUUAUUUGCUUAAAUCUACAUACUUCAAUGUGUGAUUUUAUGUUUUGCAACAGGCUGGCACAAAGGUGGUGGUCGCUAAAUAUCCCCGUGGCUCUGUUGCUGUUGAAGACUUGGUGACUUUGGCUAAGCCAUUCGGCACAGUUGUAAAACAUCUGGUGUUCCCCUGCAAGGUAAGUUACACAAAUUGAUAAGAAACUCAGGUUUAAACACUCAUCUCUUUACGUUCUCUCUCAUUUUUUUAAAUGUGUAGUUUAAUGUCUAUUGGAUGAUUCACUGUUGUUUUUUGUUACAGGGCUUUGUGGAGUUGGGUUCGCACAAAGAGGCAGUCAAUAUGGUGGAUCACUUCAGUGAAAGCAAAGCUUUUGUGAAGGGAAAUGGUUUGACUCUGUACCUGUCACCUGUAGUGUGCAGUAUUUAUGUAAGUACACCUGCCUCUUAAAAGUUUGAGAUUCUGUAUUAAUCACAGAGGAUCCCAGUAUGAGCUUGUUUUUUCCUUUAGACGCCAAGGUCGGAUGAACCACCAGGAAAACGCCCCAACAAACAAGUUAGUAAUACAGUGGUUUGUUUUUCCCGCGUACCUCCUGGGAAGGAAAGAGAACCAGAGAUUUUAGAGCUCGCCAAAAUGUUUGGGGAUGUGCGACAUUCAUCAUUUUCAAGUGAUCAGGUAAGGUUCGAGCAAUAUGGAAUUGAAGUGUAAUCAAUCAAAUCUUCAAAUAUCUCUAUUUCAAAUAGAAAAACAUUAUUAAAACAAUUGAACAAUGCUGUGUAUCUAUUUUAAAUUCAGAAUAGCAUGGAAUUGUAUGACUGGAGUAGAUCAAUCAACACCAAAACCUCCAUUAUUCACCACCACCUCUAGCUUUCUCUUACAAAUUCUUCCUUAUCCAUCUGCAGGCCCUGAUUGAAAUGGUAGAUUGGAAGGAUGCUGACAUUAUGGUGAAGUACUACCACUCCAACCCCCUCAAGAUCAAUGGAAAGAGUGUCAAAGUCAGCUUGUCAUCAUCACUGAAGCGCCUGAGGUAAGUAAGAGUCCACCUGGGGCUAUGGCGGCCAGACCAAUUUUCCUGUAGGACUCGUCGGGAAGUUUGUGUCAGGGAAGUUUACCUCAAUGGUUUUUGCCUUGUAGAGAAAGUCCAGACUCCACCACAUCCAGAAGAGCAGAUUCCAGUAAAAGCCAAAGCAGCAGACAGAAGAGCGAGGAGACCAGCAAGACCUCAAACUCCACAAACGAAGAGGGACCAAGUACAGGCAAACAACCUGAUGAGAAAGUGGUGGAACAAGGAGAAGGUCAACAAAGCUCCUCAGAGGAGGUUAAAGAAGAGGUAAAGCAGGAGAUCAAGGACAAGGAGGAGAUCAAGGAGGAGGUGGUCAAGAAUGAGAGAAAAGGGGAGGACAUUGAUUUGGAAAACAAAGAUCCAGAGAAAGAGGGCGUCCAUGUGGAAGAUGAACAAAGCUUGUUAGAUAAGGUUGGAGCUGGUGUUGAUACUAACGACUCUGCUCCUUCCAAAAGUGCCCCUCUGGUGGCUGAUUCAAAAGAUAAGGGGGAACCCGAAAGCACAGAAUUGUUGGCAGACGAUACCUUGGAGGAUUCUGACCUAAAGGCUGCCGAUGAUCCAGCUCUGUGUGAUGCUGACGUCUCAGUGGAGGACGUGAUGGAACAGGAGAGCUUUCAUGAACAUGGUGUAAGGAAUUCUUGUCAUUCAUAAUUGUGACCUGAACCAACAAAGGCAUAUUGUUUGCAGAAUUGAAAAUACGUUUUUGUCAAGUAAACAAGAUGUUGGUUCCCAGCAAUGGGUUCUUAAAGCAGCUUGGUUGAAGUUCUGGGAGCAUUCCCGAGAAUGUAGUUUGGUUGAGAUCCUCCAUUGAGCAGUUGAAACAGAUGUGGCCAUCUUAUGCCUAGAACUACUGAAAUGGUUUCAGUGGCAAAUAAAAUCGAUCUGACACUUGUGAUUGAAGCUCAGAUUGAACCUCGUCAACGCAGACAAACAGUCAAGAUGUUUUCUGACUCAUGUCGCCAAUGCCCGGUUUCAGUCAUGGAUUGUUGGAAUACUGAGUUUGCUUGGUAGCAUAACAUGCAAUGUAUCUAGGCUUAAUGACAUGGUUUAUCUCUAUGUGGGCUUAAUGACAUGGCUUAACAUUUUUAGUCAUUUAGCAGACGCUCUUAUCCAGAGCGACUUACAGGAGCAAUUAAGGUUAAGUGCCUUGCUCAAGGGCACAUCGACAGAUUUUUCACCUAGUCGGCUCGGGGAUUAGAACCAGCGACCUUUCGGUUACUGGCACAACACUCUUACACACUAAGCUACCUGCCGCCCUGCUUAACUCUAUGUAGGCUUAAUGACAUGCUCAGGGUUUAUUCAUUCCAUCAGUUAAAUGAUGGAGAUCAGCUUCGAAGGGUGUCUCUUUCCAUGGUUGAAUAUCAAAGGUGAUAGAAUAAUCUCUGUACAAGCUCUAGAAAACCUAGCCUGUCAGUAGUAAUCCAGAACAGGUGUUUACCUAUGAAAGCUCCCAUAGUAAGACUGAGUUCAAGUGGCACAGCGUUUAAGCACUCGGAAAUCAGUCAGACAUUUUAGAUCUAUGGAUCAGUAGAUGUUCAGCCUAGCUGUUCAGCCUUAACUGGUUUGAUCCUGGACUGACCAAAUUUUUUUAAAAUACGAUUUAAGCUGUCUAUCAUUUUGUUAUAGUGCAGCCACAGGAUUCAUGUCCUAGCUUUAAGAGACAUGGAUCUUCAUCAUAGUUCAAGACCAUUGAAAACAGUUUUGCAUACUUAUAUGUUCAGUGUUUGAGCAGCUUUUGACAGUUUCCCAUUGCAACCUCACAAAUAUUUGUCAUGAGAUUCGAUGUGAUUCUGUUGCAGCCCUUUGGAUCUUGAAACAUUCUUAAUUCUUUAACUUAUUGAUGUUCUGUACUUAUUCCAACAGGACGACAUGGAUGACAUGGAUUUCCCUGAUAAUAUGGAUGAUUUUGUGACAUUGGAUGAACUUGACAACGAUACUGAAGGGGACGUGUCACUCGGUAAGCAAUGAAUGAUGAAAAACAUUCUUACUUGGCAGCAAAGGACAUAAUUUUUUACUGUUGUUCAGCCUGUGCGGAUAACAAAUUAAAGAUAAUCUGCAGAUCAUAAUUUAUACAAAUUACUUUUCUUUUUAUUUGCAGAGUCAAAGGAUUCUUCAUGGGUUGGUAUUCCUCCAAAUAUACAACUACAUGGUUAAUUUAGAAACGUGAAGUUGGAAUGUGUCAAAAGUGUAGAAGUUGUUUUAUCCAACAUUAUUGCUAGUAGGUUGCUCAGUAAAACUGUUUUCUACAGGAUGGAAGAGUUGUCCAUAUUAGCCCAAUCAGAAAGGGCUAUAGAGACGUAGAGGUGGCCAUCGUGAAACUGGCAGAGCGAGCAAACGUGAAAGUUGUAAACCAUACCAUAUCCUUUUUCAGACAGGAGGUAGGUUCAUUAUUAUGUUACUUGCCGAUAUGUUAUUUGGGGAUCAGUUAUCUAGUUUGUUUAUGGGAUGGAAAUAAUAAUGUUGUCGUAGUUUGUAUGACGUUGUGCUUUCUCUAAAUUUGCAGGCAUGGUUAGAGCUUGAUACUACCGAUGAAGCACAUAAGAUGGUGAAAUUCUACAAAGGCAAAGGACAGUUGUUGGGGAAACAUGUCGAUAUUAGAAUGUGCUAUUCACAGAAAAAGUUGGAGGUUGGUUUGGUGUAGUACCUAUGCUCUGCACGUUAUGCAUUUGAUGAAUUAAUUGUAAUAAGCUAAACUACACACCUAGCAUAUAGUCAAUAUUUGUAACACAAUGAUGAGUAUUAUGUGUAAUGUGUGACUUUGUUUCUGUCAAUGUAGAGUCCCAGUGGGAGAUCCAUCUACAUUUGUUUGCUUCCACGCCAGAAGUACUCGGACGUCUCUCUGUUACGGCUUGCCCAACCUUUUGGGAAAAUCACUGGCUAUCAUUUGAACUGGGUUCACAGAAAGGUAACGUUUCACCAGCCCAUUUGUUAAGGAGGAGUUCAUGUGUUUUUCUAUUGAUAAAGGACUCACAUUGUUUUUUACCUUUCCAGUGUUAUAUCCAGUUUGAGAGUGUGGAAGCCGCUCAGAAAAUGGUGAAGAAGUGCUUCCAACGUCCUCCCCGAUUUUACGGCACCCUGAUAAGGGUCAGUUUGUGCAAAAAGGGAGACUCACUUAUAUCCUGGUAAAUAAUUUUCAAUAACCCCUAAGAUUAUGCAGUGGGAGUGUGCAGCAGAGUAGAUGAUGGAAAUUCGUUACAUAAAGUUUAAUUUUGCUGAUAUCCUAUCCAGCCAACGUCCACUGCUGGUGCAGUUGAUUGAUAUCAAUUGGAAGAAUGAAGUAAUCUCAGAUAAAAUAAUAUUGUGUUAUAUGGUUCAAUUGGACUGUGUGAGUUAUAGUACUGGGUUGACAUUGAAUUCUACUGUCCGGAUACAGGAAGCCUCCAGUCAAGUAUGAGCUGUGGUUGGCCAGUCAAAACAACAGAAGAACAAGAGAUCGCCAUGGAGAUGAGACUAAUGGCCAGUCAGCCAAAAGCCACUCUCCAGUGGUGAAAGAGAAGGUUAUUUGCUAUAAUUUUGUUUCCCUAAUUUAAAUGAGGUGAGCGAUUGCCUUGUUUAGUGAAAUGCUGGCUGAAUAUUUAUGUAUUUAGGCAUUUCUGUGAACAAUACUUUUACAGUUACCCGGUUAGUAAUCAGUUAAUACUCUUCACACAGAAGAGUAAAGAUAUUUAUUGGUGUUGGUCUCUCAAUCUCAGGCUUAGUAGAACAAAUGAGUGAUAGACAUGAUUGUGUUUGUGUGACCAGGAUGUCCAGUGCCCUGUGUCUGAUAGUGAGGGGGUCUGUGUGGACCCUGAGGGUGAGGAGACCAGUGGUGUGGAAGCUGUCCCAGAGGAGGAGAAGAAGCAGCAGGAACCUCUGGGUCCUUAUCAACAUGACAACCCUGUUGGUAAGAGAGAAACUGACUUCUGUUUCAGUUUGGCUGUCUUUUUUUUAUUAUCAGGGGUGAUGGAGAUAUCAGUAAGGACAAAAACAAGUGGAGUUUUUCUGUCCUUUUUAUUUGUAGGGUUAGACUAUCUGGUGCCAAGGACCGGAUUCUUCUGCAAGCUGUGCAACAUCUUCUACACCAAUGAGAAAACAGCCAAAUCAGUCCACUGUAGCAGUGAGGUACAUUACCUAAACCUGAAGGUAAUUCUCAACUGUAACAAGUCAUUCUUAUGAAUCCUUACUUUGUGGUGUAUUGGUAAGAAAAUGUAGUUGACCUUGGAGGCCAGAAUACGUUCAACAUUCCUCUGGGUUCACUGUCAAAUGUUAAUUCUUAACAAUAAAUAUCUUGAAUAUUAAUCACCGUCAUAGGGAAACCUUAUUGAUUUAAGCUAGUUUUACCUAUGCUAGUGGAAUCUCGACCAAAUGGAAAGAUAUGAGACUUUUUAGGGGAUCUAUUUUAGCAGGUGUUCUUGGUUAUGAGUUAAUAUUCCAUUUGAAUAUCCCACUGAUUUUCUUUUUUUUCAGAAAAAGAUGGAUGAAGAUAAACAGCCCUUAGCUGAUUGAGAGGGUUGCUGUCCACCUGUAGUCUUCCCAGAGGAAGAUUAGCCGUUUUAGUAUAAACGUUUCUGUCCAGUUUGUUUUUAACAUUCCAGAAUUUUCUGUUACUGUUGACAACAUUAUGUUAUCCAUUUGAAAUGAAUUAAUGCAGCCUAUUAUGAAAUGUAGUCCCAUUAUGUGGUUAAUAAUAGUACCUGGAUAUAGUUUCCUCUUAUUGAAUAAACAAAAAUGUUUGCUUGAUGUAUUCUUUGACUUCUGGAAUUAAAUGUGUCACCUCUGUUAUGGCUAACAUUUACUCUGAACCUUAUUUGACAGGCCUAUGGUUGUUAAUGUUUUUCAAUGGUUAACUGUCAUCAAUGACUAGGACAUGUGCACAGGAUUGGCUGGAACUACACCCAGAAUUUGCCAUAACCCAGAGAGCCAUCUGGUGCUUGACUGUGACAGCAGAGCUGGCUAAGAUUCACCUACCCUGUCGCAAGGAGCAGCAAUUCGCUUGAGGAAAGGACAAAUGGGGGAGAUUGUUCAGUCCAAACCAGCAUGAAGGAUUUAAUCCAUACAGGCCUAGAUACUUUUAAAUGAUACAAACCAAUCGGGGGAAAGUUCAGUAAAUAUAUUCCAUAACAUUAUACAUUUCACACAGUACUCAUACAUCUGUGUACAUUAAGUAAUACAUUAAACCAGAAAAAUAAUGUAGGUAUAAAUAUGACUAAACAUUCGAUACUGAACAUUAGCAUGCAACAAAGUUUUGUGAAACAAAAUUGCCGUAUAGCGUUCACAUUCCACACUGUAGUAAAUAAGACGAGUCGUGCUGUAAAUACCUAAAUAAAGAAUACUGUAAGGUAAUACUAUUGUGACUAUCAUUACAAUGACUUUUGUAAAUAACAAAAAAAAUGUCUUCUUGGACAAUGGCACAGUUCCAUGCUGUCAUGUCACAACUGUGUUGACAGAAACCUUGAACACCAGUCUGAUGCACAGAGAACAUCCAUCCACACUGAUAGAAAUGACACACAUGACCAUGUAACUUGAGUGAAGGCUGCAUUCACACAGGCAGCCCAAUUCUGAUAUUUUUUUCACUAUUU
Messenger RNA from Coregonus sp. 'balchen', 8026 nucleotides. The record is from the annotation of a GenBank genome assembly. NCBI's taxonomy places the organism in Eukaryota, Metazoa, Chordata, Actinopteri, Salmoniformes, Salmonidae.